Molecule: messenger RNA, 540 nt
Organism: Adineta ricciae
Lineage: Eukaryota; Metazoa; Rotifera; Eurotatoria; Adinetida; Adinetidae
Source: the annotation of a GenBank genome assembly
AUGCUUUCAGUUAUUUACAAUAAUAUAGAAAUUGUUUAUCAGAAAAUAGGUGAUUAUCAACAAGUUUUGAAGUAUAUUGAAAAAGCAUUCAAUAUCGAUACCACAUGUUUGCCAGUCAAUCAUGUCGAUCUUGCUCUAACAUAUACAAAUAUGUGUCUUAUUUUGACACAUCUUAAACUAUACGAUAAAGCAAUACUUUACUAUCAACAAGCAAUUGAAAUACGAAAUAAACAUUUUCCAUCACAGUAUCCAUCUUUUAUUCAGUUCAAACUUAAUGCUUUCGAAGAAGCGCUAAAAUCAUCAAAAAAGUCUUUGAAUAUUAACCUUGAAUUGUUUGGCACGAAACAUGCUAAUAGUAUGAGUGCUUAUAUACAAUUUUGGACAUAUACCACUAGAACUGGUCGUUUCAAGGAAGCUCUUCAAGGUGCAAUUAAAACUCUAGAAAUUUCUAUAGAAAUAUUUGGAAUGAGUCAUUCAAUUAGUUGUAAAUGCCAAAAUACAAUCGAAUUCAUAUGUAGCAAAAUGUCCGAUGAGACAUAG